This is a messenger RNA of Dermatophagoides pteronyssinus (European house dust mite), 1564 nucleotides long. RefSeq lists its product as uncharacterized. NCBI's taxonomy places the organism in Eukaryota, Metazoa, Arthropoda, Arachnida, Sarcoptiformes, Pyroglyphidae. The record is from RefSeq and is a predicted model, not a curated record.
AAAGAAAAACAUUAUCAUCAUCAUCAUCAUCAUAUUUGAAAACAAAAAUUAUUAUUGAUUUUUUUUUGUUUCAUAAACAUUUUCAAAAUUAUCAUUUGAAAAGAUGGGUGUUUUUGAUUUUCUUUACAAAUCACCACGUUCAAAAACACAUCCUCGUCAUUAUCAUCAUGGUCAUCAACAAUAUAGACGUCCAACCGGUCAACCGGGUGGAACACCUGGCCAUCAUAAACAACGAAUUACUACACAUGUGAAUAAAAAUUCUGAAUUACCUAUUGUUGAUUCGAAUAAACAUGAACGAUCAUUAUCAUAUAAUCAACAAAGAAUUCGACCAAAAAUUAAUAAAAAUUUAAGUGUCAAUGAUGCAAAAACCCGAAUUUAUAGACAAAAUCAAUCAUCAUCGAUCGAUGUUGAUGAUUUUACUCGACUUAGUCGUUUGGAGAAUAAAAUCGAUAGCUAUAUAACAAGAUAUAAUGAAAUUGCCGAUGAACUUGAUAAUAUUCGAACGAAUUUAAAUCUAAUUCAAAAAGAAUUCAAACAAGAAUAUGAUGAUGAUAUUAUUGGUGGAAAAAAGAAUAAACAUGUUGUUGAAAUUGGUGAUCGUAUAUUAGCUAAAUUGGAUUCAUUUAAAAUUAAUGAAUCACAUACAUCACCAGUAUUAUCGUUAUCACAAACACCAGAACCAUUUACUGAUGAAAUUGAUGAUAAACCAAAUAAAACAGCAUUAAAAUCAGAUGAUGAUGGUGAUGAUCAUAAGGCCAAACAAACAAAAUCUAAAUUUUUGAAUCUAUCAUUAAUGAAACGAAAAUCACAGAAUAAAUAUGAUCAAAAAACGACAACGGCAACAACUCCAACAUCACCAGAACGUGUACCGAUCACAUUGAAUGGAAUGAUGGUACCACCACAAUAUAAUCCUCUUUAUACUAUGGCACAUGCUAGCUAUGCUAUCGUUGAUAAUGAUGAAAAUGGUGUUGAUUUACACAAUAAAACGAACAUGGAAUCAAUUCCUGAACAUGAACCAGCUCUUUAUACCUCAACUCCUUCAACAAAACAUCCAAAUCAAGAAUCAUCGAUACAGCGAUCAUAUAUUCAUGAUGAACCACAAUCACCAUCAUUUGCUUCGCAAAGAAUUUCUCCAGUACGAUUUGUUGAUGGUAUAACUGCUGAACGUCCAGUCUAUAUAAACAUGUCAUCAAGAUUACGUUCUGAACAUCCUAUCAUUGAACAUUGUUUACGACGAAUUGAAUCAUUACGACCACUUAUUAUGCGUUAUAAUUCGGAACAUAAAUUUCGUGUUUACAAAGAAUUUAAUGAAGAAAUAUUCAAUAUGAUGAAUGAAUUGAAUGAUAUUGAUUGUUCCAAAGAUUCAUUAUUUGCAAAUGAUAAAAAUGUUGCCCUAUGUGAAUUACAUAAUCUUGCCGGUGUUCUUGAACGUUCUAUUCAAUGUAAAGAUAAUGAUUGUGUCAUUUGUAAUUCUUUUAUGUAUAAACCAGAAGUUUCUGUUUGAAAAUAUAUCUGCAUGCAUUCAGACAUCAAAAAUUUAAUAACACAAAAUGUCAUUUAUUUU